AUGUCGAUACUGCGGGAAGAGGGGAACAUCGGUACGGACAACAUCGGCCACACAGGGCGGCACCAGAGCGCGCGUGACGGGCUGGGCAGCGGUUGGAAGCGCUGCUGCUGGCAAAGGAGGUGCUCGCACACGGGCAAGCCCCCGAACCCGCUGCAGGACUUCGGGGUCGUCGCCGGGCUCUGGCUGCUCGUCGCCCUGUGCGGCAACCGCAUCAGGUCCUCGACCCUGCUCCCGUUCCUGUUCGAGGCUCAGUCGGAGGACCAGGGCCGGAAGGCCGUCGGGUGCCUGAACAAAAUGGCGCACUGCAUCCACGCCUGA
This is a messenger RNA of Prorocentrum cordatum, 318 nucleotides long. The record is from the annotation of a GenBank genome assembly. Lineage: Eukaryota; Dinophyceae; Prorocentrales; Prorocentraceae.